AUGUCGCGCGAACAGCUCUCUUCCAUCCUGGCACGGGCUCAAGGCGAAGCGGUCGACUUUUCUGUCGUUCUUUCUGACCUUCUUGCCGUUUUGUCUCGCCAACCCUUGCAGCCUUUGAAUCCUGACCAUAUUACGCCAUCUGGGUGCCGCACUCUGUUGUCGAGGCGCCCUGAGAUCGGCGCGCUACUACAGGAAGCCAUCGUGAAGCAAGACUACGACCAGAUACUAUCCUCCAGUCUCCUGCUAUUCGAAGAUGCACAUCUCCAAUUUCGCGAGCCGCUAAGUCUAACCGACGUAGCGUUUGCAAGAGACAUCGCAGAAUUCAUCAGCAAUCAGAGUAUGUUGAUCAAUGGGGCCGGGACGGGCAAGACUCGAUUACUCCUUGAAGGAUUGUCUACGCGUUGGGGUCUGUACCUGCCGUGUUUCGUUGAGCCUGUCGGUCCCGGAGCUUGCGAUUUGCGCGAUGGCCUUCUCAACAUAUCGCUCAUGAUGGCCACGUCCGAGACUUCCGCACAGGCGCCGAAUGCAGGCCUCUCUGCUGAAGAUGCGGAAUAUACACGCCGCACAAUCGCGCAGAUUCUUUUGUCUAGGCUCGUCAUCUUUGAAGAGUAUCUGCGGCACGCUCGCCUAGACGACAUGAAUCUACGGAUGCGGUGGCUAAUGUUCCAGUUAUUCCCAAACUUUCCCGAAUGUCACGACAUGUUCGUUAAGUUCUGCACGCUCAUGUCGACUCAUGACGCUAGUCCGGAAUACAUCGACGAGCGUAUCACAGACACAAUUCUGAAGAUACGAGCCUUGCUUGGUCCCGACGAGCCAAUCUAUUGCGUGCUGGACGAUGUGCAGUAUGCCCAUUCACGACGCGCGGGGGACAGUACCUUGCUGCGGCAGAUCAUAUGUACUUGGGAUAGAUACGAAGGGUUAACGUUCGUGCUGGCGGGCCAGCCGUUUGAGCUCGACCAGUACAACCCACCGGAUGCCCCAGUGUACCGCCUUUGGACCGACACUGGAUCGUUUGACGGAGACGAAGCCCAUCGCGCUUUCGUGCGCCGCUACCUACCUCCCGACCUGGCGUUCUCCGAAAUCAUGGAGAAGCUUCUGAACAGAGUCAGCCUCUGGCUUCGAGGACGCAUCACAACCUACUUCAUUUACUGCCUCCUAGUCGCCGGUUUCCAAAACCCUCACACGCUUCUAACGUCGUAUGUGCGUAUGCAUUGCGGGAUCCAGCCCGCAGAUGGCCCCAAACUCACGAACACUAUACUGCGUGACGACUAUGACCUUUUGGUCGGAGGUCACAAUCGGUACGAACCGGCCUCAACUUUGCCUCGAGAUCCCCAGGCCUGGUCUUCGGCGCAGACGGUCCUCCAUCGACUGAUAGUGUUCGGCCAAGACACUGUCCGAUUGCGGGGAGACUGCUUACAUCUGGUCGCACGCGAGUUUGCCACCUUCGCGGAUGCCGAUGGCAACGAAGUCAUCGUCUGCGAGCCAUUCUUUGUGUUCCCCCUCGCCUAUCUCUUGUUCCAGCGCUGGGGACCAUCGAAUGGUUAUCUCUCUACGUCCGCCGCAUCGGCUCUUCAUAUGUCGCCACACCAUCCGUCGUUCCAUCUCGCCUCCAUCCCGCUGCUCCUCAUCGCUCUAAAAGGGGACAGCAAGCUCUGCGAUGUAUUCGCCUUCUCGGAACCGAUCCCCGAGUGGGCGCAGCAGACGUGCAAGCUUGUGCGCCUGACGCGCUCUCAGGAAGGAACAGAGCUGCAUGCUGUUCCUUUCUCUACGCCAUUGCCUCAGAGGGAAUCAGAGGACGUGUGGGCGACCGAAUCGCCAGACUGGCUACAACAUACUUCCGCGGGGCCGUUCUGCGUAGCGUCGGGGUUCAGCAGAGCAGAUCUGCUCUUCGUCACCCAGCUCGCGAAGGGUGAUGUCCUCUACGUGGCGUUGAAGGUCGUCCUGAAGAACGAGCACGUCGGCGUUUCGACCGAGUAUAUCCAGUUAUGUCUGGAUAGUCUGGCUUCAGGCCGUUUAUUUCAGGCUUCGAACAGCGCAAAACAGCUUUCGUUAUACCUCCAGACGCCCAUCGUUGGUUCAGGUCAGCCCCGCAUGUUGCGUGCUUUCGCUACCUUUCCCGAAGCAACGGAAAUCGGCGCUUUGCCGGAGGACUUUUCGUCGGACCCCAGAGCUGUUCUGAGAAUGGAUGUGCUACAAAAGCUAUCGGAGAGUAUUCCUUGGAAGGCUAGUCGGUCGCGGAUUUAUGCCGCACUGAUUGACCGUCGCAAGCAACUCAUGGUAGGCGACGCGUCGAUACAGGUGGAUUCCGAGGGCCGGAUGCCAGACGACUUUACCGAAUGA
Schizophyllum commune H4-8 is the source of this 2340-nucleotide messenger RNA. RefSeq lists its product as uncharacterized. Lineage: Eukaryota; Fungi; Basidiomycota; Agaricomycetes; Agaricales; Schizophyllaceae. The coding region runs from base 1 to 2340 and encodes 779 amino acids. The record is from RefSeq and is a predicted model, not a curated record. The transcript has 6 exons.